AGCCGCACACAGCAGCGCGAGUCUCACAGCUUCAGUGGACAGCUCCGUGGUGCUGAAAUCUCGGAGACACCACUCUCUCUCACACUCAAUCCCUGACGCAUGACUGGAACCAUGGAGGGAUUCUCGUGGAAACUUUUUCUACUUUCCUGCCUGGUUGUUGUGGAGAGCCUCGGGCAAGACUUCGGACAGACGCAGUUUAUUUGCACGUCAGUGCCCAAGGAUAUGGACUUGUGCACAGCUACGAUGCAAAACAGCGGCCCGGCGGAAGACCUGAAGAGCACUAUCAUACAACUGCGGGAGACGGUGCUGCAGCAAAAGGAGACCAUUGUGAACCAAAAGGAGACAAUCAGGGAACUAACAUCCAAGUUGAGCCGCUGCGAGAGCCAGAGCCUCCCUGCGGCCGCAGGACCUGGCGGUCGGCGGCCAGGGUCGAAGAACACGAUGGGGGAUGUAUCUCGGGGCACUACGGAUACUCUGGCCCAGCUGGGACAGACUUUACAGACGCUCAAACAGAGACUGGAGAAUCUAGAGCAGUACAGCCGGGGGAAUAACACCGUGCAAGCAAACAGCCUGAAAGACCUGCUGCAAAACAAGAUAGAUGACAUGGAGAAGCAAGUUCUGUCCCGGGUCAACACGUUAGAGGAGACCAAAUCCGGAUCGAGGAAUGACACCGAGCAGCGGAACAGAGUGGAGUCCACGCUCACCUCUCUGCACCACCGGAUAACAGACCUGGAGAAAGGCAAAGACACCCGGCCAACAGAUAAGUUCCAGAUCACUUUCCCCCUGAGAACCAACUAUAUGUACGCCAAAGCAAAGAAGAGCCUUCCUGAGAUGUACUCCUUCACCGUGUGUCUGUGGAUCAAGUCCAAUGCUUCGCCUGGGGUGGGCACCCCCUUCUCCUAUGCAGUUCCAGGACAGGCCAAUGAACUGGUGCUGAUUGAGUGGGGGAACAACCCCAUGGAGAUUCUCAUCAAUGACAAGGUUGCAAAACUGCCGUUCCUCAUCAAUGAUGGAAAAUGGCAUCACCUCUGCAUCACGUGGACCACCCGUGACGGGAUGUGGGAGGCCUUCCAGGACGGAGUGAAGCGGGGCAGCGGGGAAAAUCUGGCACCAUACCACCCCAUCAAACCAGAGGGUGUGCUGGUCCUGGGACAAGAGCAGGACACGCUGGGAGGAGGCUUUGAUGCCACACAAGCCUUUGUUGGUGAGCUGGCAAACUUAAAUAUCUGGAAUAAGAAACUUUCUAUCACCGAGAUCUAUAACUUGGCAACCUGCAAUAGCAAAGCAUCGACUGGCGAUGUGUUCUCCUGGACAGAGAGCAACAUCGAAGUGUUUGGCGGAGCGACCAAAUGGACCUUCGAGCCUUGCCGUUCAGCCAACUGAACUGCAUCUCACCGCUGAAGAAAGGCCUAUCUGUAUUUCUGAGCUUUUGUCGUUCUUGUCUUCAUUUGACGUUUGUUAGAGACUAUCUGAGUUAUAAGUAAGCUUAAAUCUGGGAUUUCCACCAUUCUUAGGUAUCCAUGUUGCAAAACAACGCUUUUCAUCUUGAGGAAAAAAAAAAGAAUCUAUUUCAUCUUGGAAACCUCAGUGAGAAAGUAUUGCUAUUAUCCUUUUUCUUUCUUGGACAUUCAGUUGAAAGCACAUCUAAGCUUUUCGUUUGGCUUAUUUCGUCUUGGACUGGCAACUGGCAAUCUGCGCCUUACGUUUGGACAAUUCACAAUCCAAGUGAGGAAUUACAUAACCACUCUCGCCCCCACCCUUCCUUCAGGAGAGUGGGAGAUUACGCUGUCCGUCCAAUUCUUGUCAGUGUUUGGCGCUGUAAAGUGAUGUCUGAUGCGGUACAGCUCCCCGUGACCCCUCCCUUCCUCCCAUGCCUCCCUGCCACCCUCCCUCCUCCUCCACUUUGCCCCGCCCCUCCGGAACUUGCACUGUGACUGAUGAAGAGGAAUGCCAGGAGAGGAGGGUACGUUGAAGGACACUGCAAAGUCAAACUGUGGUACAAGUCGAUUUGUAAUCAUCGUUCGCUUCAAGUGUUUCUGUAAGAAUGUCGUUAACUUGCCAACAUUGCUAGAAGCCUGGGUGCCUUGGGCUGGUACAAAUAUUCAGCACAUUCGGUAUGUUUUCAGUUGCAAAUUCAAUGUUUACUGGUUUCUGUUUUUUCUUUUUCUUUUCCCCUCUGAGCUGGGUUGAGUUUCUUGUUCUUCUGGUAAACGUGAUUUAAUUACAGUUUGUUAUCUGACAUGACGUGUUUUGGCAGGUGUUUGUACUACUCUGUAUUAGGAAUGUUACAGUAACUGUAUAGUAACAGCAUGAAUGACAGAGUGCUGUGAAAGCAUUGUUGAAAUCUGCUUUACUAUCUUCUCCGGGUCUGGGUUUUUUACUGUAUUGUUAUAUGCUCCAAGCAUGGCAAAACUGAGAGAUGAAGAAUUUAAUUUUUGUAAUAAAAUUGUGAUACUUAAUGUCA
This is a messenger RNA of Pundamilia nyererei, 2464 nucleotides long. Its product is annotated as neuronal pentraxin-1. Lineage: Eukaryota; Metazoa; Chordata; Actinopteri; Cichliformes; Cichlidae. The coding region runs from base 100 to 1383 and encodes 427 amino acids. The transcript has 5 exons. The record is from RefSeq and is a predicted model, not a curated record.